AUGUUGUUUGAAUGCCCACCAGCUCGACAGGCAUGGGCACUAUCCCCUAUCCCAACGCCUCCUCAAAGUUUCCCUACAGCGCGAAACUAUAAAGUUUUCUCGAAUGACGAUCAUGACCCGCGGGAUGUCCUGGAAUCUGCGAUAACAGAGGCUCGCGCAUGGACCUCAGCUCAAACGACUGAGGUCAACAUGCCGACACACACGGCGAUAUGUAUCAGGCCACCAAUCUUGGGUGAAUGGUGCCAAGUCGAUGGGGCGUGGAAGGAGACUGAGUGUUGUGCGGGACUUGGUUGGUAUAAUUUUGAUCCGGGUUCAGGCUCGAUUUUGGUUGGCUCCAGCAAUCUACGGCGGGGUUUUUCCCCUCUGCAGACAGAAUUGGAGGCAUUGGUGUGGGCUAUGCAGUGUAUGCAAGUCCACAAUAAACGGCAAAUGAAUUUUCAAAGAGACUGCGCUGAGUUGGUGAAGAUGGUGGCAAAACCCACAGACUGGCCGGCGAACGAGAUCUUGCUUGAAGAGGUGGAGAAGUGCAAAAGGAGUUUCCAAGCUUUCUCUCUAACUCACAUUCCACAAACGAAGAACACAAAGGAAGGCAAGCUAGCACGGAGUGCUCGAGAUCAGCCUUAUGAUGUGUAUUAUGUAAACUCAGUUCAACCGGUAACGCUUCCCGUACCGAGUUAG
Molecule: messenger RNA, 678 nt
Organism: Microthlaspi erraticum
Lineage: Eukaryota; Viridiplantae; Streptophyta; Magnoliopsida; Brassicales; Brassicaceae
Source: the annotation of a GenBank genome assembly